CUUCUCGCUGGGUACGAUCCUCUGGUACGACCAAGUCAAAAUGGAGCAGACACUUAUGUAACUUUAUAUAUAUCCCCUUUGUUAAUAGCAGAACUGGAUGAACAAAAACAACUUUUAAAGACUGCUAUUGGUUGUACUAUGAUAUGGCAAGAUAACUUGUUGACAUGGGAGACAGUGAAUUCCACGAUAACCUCUUUGAUUUUACCGGCAAAUUACAUAUGGACACCAGAUAUAAUGAUCGGCAAUUCUGCUAAUACCGACAACCAAUUAGAUACAGCCCAAAGCAAAGCUUUUGUACACAACAGACCAUAUAAUCACCAUAGGCGUGCUCUAACACAUGUAGUAAACAGUCUACUUCCUGUUAUCUGCCUGUCACUGUUGAAUAGUUUCGUAUUUAUUUUACCAGCAGACGGGGGAGAAAGAACUGGCGUAUCGAUAUCCCUGUUGUUGUCUUACGCCAUUUACAUGACCUACAUAAAGCAAACGUUGCCAUCCAAUUCGGACACGCUCAGUUAUUUUAGCAUUUAUUUAGUUUGUCUGAUCUGUAAAAGUUCUCUUAUUGCCAUGGCAACAACCAUCAGUCUUUGGCUUCAUGACAAAAAUAAAGCACAGGCAGUGGCGUGGUCUCCAUUUACCCGUACCCCAUCUCCAAAAAUAAUUCCUGAAGAUCAGUUGAUGAGGACAAAGACAUCUGCUAUGAAACUACAGGAUAUGAAUUCAUUUGGAGAUGACAAGUUUGAGCAGGACUCCAAACUCAACAACACAAAAGUCGACUGUACAUCACAUGGGGCCAGGCAACCAAAUGAGUGGAGCGUAAGAGCAAUCAAAUUUGAUUGGUUUUGUUGCAUAUUUUUUAUUAGUUGUUCAUUGUUGAUGCCGACUGUUUGUAUUGCUCUGAUGCUUACAUAA
Messenger RNA from Patella vulgata (common limpet), 909 nucleotides. RefSeq names its product acetylcholine receptor subunit alpha-type unc-38. The record is from RefSeq and is a predicted model, not a curated record. Gene Ontology annotation, molecular function: extracellular ligand-gated monoatomic ion channel activity. Gene Ontology annotation, cellular component: membrane. Gene Ontology annotation, biological process: monoatomic ion transport. The transcript is spliced from 2 exons. NCBI's taxonomy places the organism in Eukaryota, Metazoa, Mollusca, Gastropoda, Patellidae. Bases 139 to 909 code for a protein of 256 amino acids.